AUGUCAGAUAUUGAAGAUUAUGAUAUUGCAGGAGAUCUUGUGAAUGACUCUGCAUCAGACUCUUCAUUUUCAGAUUCUGAAAAUGAAAAUGAAGAAUUUCAAGACAUCAUUAGCGAUGACGAAGAAUCUAAACCUUCUAAGAAGCAAAAGCCAAAUCCUCUGGAAAAGCAAACGAAGAAUAAGCAGAAACAGGCCCCUCCAGCACUGUUUCCUUCUCUUGAAUUGUCCGGAGAUGAAGCUGAGGAUGAUGUAGACGCAGAAUCUAAAGAUAUGAGCUCAUAUUUUGCCCUCAAUAACCCUGCCGCCAAGAAGGCUAAGAAUGGUUCGUUCCCUUCGUUUGGGUUUUCCAAAUUCUUACUUCAGAACAUUUCUAAGAAGGGUUAUAAGCAACCUACACCUAUCCAACGUAAGACUAUUCCUCUUAUCAUGGAGAACAGAGAUGUUGUUGGUAUGGCUAGAACUGGUUCUGGUAAGACAGCUGCAUUUACUUUACCUGUUGUUGAAAAAUUAAAGAGUCACAGUCCUAAAGCUGGAGCCCGUGCAGUCAUUUUAUCACCAUCGAGAGAAUUAGCAUUGCAAACUUUUAAGCAAGUUAAGGAAUUUAGUAAAGGAACUGAUUUAAGAUCGAUAGUAUUAAUUGGUGGUGAUGGAUUGGAAGAACAAUUUAGUUCCAUGAUGACCAGCCCUGAUAUAAUAGUAGCCACUCCAGGUAGAUUUCUUCAUUUGAAGGUUGAAAUGGAGCUUGAUUUGAAAACUGUGGAGUAUAUUGUCUUUGAUGAAGCUGAUAGAUUGUUCGAAAUGGGUUUUGCUGAACAAUUAAACGAGUUGUUAGCUGCCCUUCCCUCCAAUAGACAAAGUUUAUUGUUUUCUGCCACAUUACCUAAGCUGUUGGUCGAUUUUGCCAAAGCUGGUUUAACGAAUCCAGUUUUAGUCAGAUUGGAUGCAGAAUCCAAGAUCUCAGAUCAGUUGCAAAUGGCUUUCUUGACUACGAAGAAAAAUGAGAGAGAAGCCAAUUUAUUGUACAUAAUUCAGGAAAUCAUCAAGCUUCCACUUGCAACUCAAGAGCAGAAGGAUAAACUUCAAAUCUUGAACAAAAAGAAUGAUGAAUCAGAUGAAGAAGAACAAGCAGCCAGAGAAGCCGAUAAAAGCGGUAAAAGAAGAAGACCUAAAUUUAAGAAGGAAAGGUUACCUCAUGCAAACGAGUUACCUUCGCCAUUUUCCACCAUCGUUUUCGUACCAACUAAGCAUCAUGUAGAAUACAUAACCAAUAUGUUAAGAGACGCAGGAUACCUCGUGUCGUAUAUCUAUGGUACAUUAGAUCAGCAUGCUAGAAAGCAACAAUUGUACCAAUUCAGAGUUGGUUUAACUAGUUUAAUGGUGGUCACUGAUGUCGCCGCAAGAGGUAUUGAUAUCCCAGUCUUGGCUAAUGUUAUCAAUUAUACGUUACCUGGUUCCUCCAAGAUUUUCAUUCAUAGAGUAGGUAGAACUGCAAGAGCUGGUAAUAAGGGUUGGGCAUAUUCCAUUGUUAAUGAAAAAGAACUUCCAUAUUUACUUGAUUUGGAAUUAUUUUUGGGUAAGAAGGUGUUAUUAACUUCAAUGCAUGAAAAGAAGUGUGAGAUAUUAAAGGAGAGACAAGGUGAUAAGUACGUAGAGCCUAAGGUCUCAUACACUGACAGAUUAGUUCUUGGUGCUACUCCAAGAAAUGAGAUUGAAACUUUCCUGGAUCUCUAUGACAAUUUAUUGAAGAACAAUUACGACUUACAGGUCAUUAAGGAAGUGGCAAUCAAGGGUGAAAAACUUUACUACAGAACUAGACAAUCUGCUUCUGCAGAGUCUACUAAGCGUUCCAAAGAAAUUAUGGAAACCGGAUCUUGGGACGACCAACAUAUCUUAUUCGGCCCUAAUAUGGAGAAGGAAAAGGAAAAAUUCUUAGCCAAGUUGUUAAAUAGAAACGUGAAGGAGACUGUUUUUGAAUUUAGAAACCAGGGUAAGAACGGUAAUAAGACUAGCAAAAAGGAAGACGUAAAUGAUAGUCUAGUUGAAUUUAUGCAUAAAAGAAGAAGACAGAUUGCUCCAAUCCAAAGAAGGGCUAAGGAGAGAAGAGAAUUGCUUGAGAAGGAAAGAGAAGCUGGUUUGACUCACGGUAUUGAAAACGAAAUUUUGAAGGGUGAAGAUGGUGAAGUUGGUUAUACCAUGACCGACAACACUGUUAAUGAACAGGAAUUACAAUCAGCAUUUGAAGAUGCAGACGAAAUAAUAGAAACCAAGAGAUUUAAUGCAAAGAAGGAACGUAAAUCUUACAGAGAUCCACAAUUCUUCCUUUCUCAUUAUGCUCCGGCUGCAAGCAUUCAGGAUAAGCAAUUGUCGAUUUCAUCAUUUGCCAAUGAUGCAGCCAAUGCUGCAUUUGAUAUUAACAACGAUGAAACUUUCAAGGGUAACAAGCAAGUCAUGCAAUGGGACAGGAAGAAGGGUAAUUAUAUCAACUCUCAAUCCACUGAUAAGAAAUUCAUCAUCGGUGAAAGUGGACAAAAGAUACCUGCAACUUAUAGAUCUGGUAGAUUCGACGAAUGGAGAAAACAAAGAAACAUUUCAAGAUCUACCACUGCUUCCGGUUCUUCAGGGCCUAACUCGGCUCCUUCGGGAACAGUCGAUUUCAACCAACCAGAGACCAACCAAAAAUUCAAACACAAGCAAAACAAGUCACCUAAGUUACCUGAUAAAUAUAGAGACGAUUUCCAUAAGCAAAAAGCAAAGGUUGACAAUGCUGUUUCUAGUGGUAAGUUUGUAAAGGGUUACAAUAAGCCUGGUCAAAGACAAGAAUUGAAGUCUACUGAACAGAUUAGAAAAGCAAGAGCUGAAAAGGAAAAGAGAAUGCAAAAGAAUGCUCGUCCUAGUAAGAGAAGAAAGUAG
This is a messenger RNA of Dujonia railenensis, 2910 nucleotides long. Lineage: Eukaryota; Fungi; Ascomycota; Pichiomycetes; Serinales; Debaryomycetaceae. The record is from the annotation of a GenBank genome assembly.